AUGGCUGGUCGAAGUGACCGCCCUGGUAACGACCAGGGUGAUUAUGGGGAGGACUGGGCUCGAGAUUUACGAAUUCAAUUCGAGCAAUUACUAAGAACAAAACGAUUAAGCGAAUUCGAACAAUCACGGUUGAACCGAUCGCGCCUUGAGUCCUCCAGUCCCCGAGAACGAAUGUCAUCGUCGAAUUUACGAGCGCCAUUAGGUGCCUCGUCUGGUAGUUCUAGUAGUAGACCAUCUUCAUCGUACAGCCAAUCCCGUAAUCUUGCGUCUCCCGCAUUGCCGCCAUCCUAUUCAUCAUUGCGUAAUCUACCCAAGAUUCCGACAGCACCAUCUCCUCACGACCGCGAUUCGCAAAAGUUUCGCAGCUUACUCGUAUCGCUGUCACUAACCCCGACUAAGUACGAAAAUCCGGGACUGCUUGACGAGGCUCUGCAGGCAAUACCGCUUGACAGGAUAUACGCCGAGGCAGAAGAGGAGUCCCAAGUAUUACAAGUUACGGCAGAGAGCAUGGGUGAUGGCCGGAAACCUGAAUGGGGAUAUCAAGAUUGCGUUAUUCGGGCAUUGCUAAGAUGGUUCAAACGAUCCUUCUUCACCUGGGUCAACAACCCUGCAUGCACCGUCUGCCUAUCGCCAACCGUUGCGAGGGGUAUGACGCAGCCAACGCCAGAAGAAAGCGCCUAUGGAGCCCUACGAGUAGAACUUUACGAAUGCUCCAACCAGGGGUGUAGAUCAUGCGAACGAUUUCCUCGAUACAGCGACGUCUGGCGAUUGUUACAAACGAGACGCGGCAGAUGCGGCGAGUGGGCAAAUUGUUUCAGCAUGCUAUGUCGCGCCGUCGGUGGUCGUGUGCGCUGGGUCUGGAACGCAGAGGACCAUGUAUGGACGGAAAUCUACUCGGAACACAAGCAACGAUGGAUCCACGUGGAUGCUUGCGAAGAAGCUUGGGAUAAUCCGUGUCUCUACACCGAGGGUUGGGGCAAGCAGAUGUCGUACUGUAUCGCCUUCAGCAUAGAUGGGGCCACCGAUGUUACCCGCCGAUACGUACGAAAGAGCGAGCAUGCGCUUGAAAGGAAUAGAUGUCCUGAAGAGGUAAUGCUCUAUAUCAUGCAGGAGAUAAAGAAUAUCCGACGUGCCAACAUGAGCAAAGAGGACCGAUUCCGAUUGGAGAAGGAAGACUCGAGGGAGGAUCGUGAACUGCGAGGCUACGUUGUCGCUUCUAUCACCCAGGCGGUGACACGAAUGGUUCCUGGCUCGUCCAGUUCUGGCUCUAACGCUGGAGGCUCUGCUCCGGUACCUUCUGCCUCUAACGAUGACCAGAAACUUCCUGCGGAACAACCAGCCCGACAGAGUGGUAAUUCAGAAUGGGUUGCCGCGCGCGGAGAGGGUGGUCGACGCAACCAGCAAUUUCAAGAUCCAAGGGACCCGCCACGAAGGUGA
Molecule: messenger RNA, 1437 nt
Organism: Hypoxylon fragiforme
Lineage: Eukaryota; Fungi; Ascomycota; Sordariomycetes; Xylariales; Hypoxylaceae
Exons: 2
Coding region: 1-1437 (478 amino acids)
Biological process (GO): glycoprotein catabolic process; protein deglycosylation; protein quality control for misfolded or incompletely synthesized proteins
Cellular component (GO): nucleus; cytosol
Molecular function (GO): peptide-N4-(N-acetyl-beta-glucosaminyl)asparagine amidase activity
Source: RefSeq, a predicted model, not a curated record